UUAUGGUCAACAAACUUUAUCGAUGCUCUGAUGCAAAAAAAGUUGAAACUACUACAGCAGAAACAACAACUAAAACAACAGAAGCAACAACAAUAGAAACAACUACAGAGGAAAGUGAUGAGCAGUCAACAGAUGAAACAGAAACUACAACAGACAGUUCUCCACCAUCUACAACAAUAUCUCCAACUAGUGAAGAAACAGCAGUUACUGUAGAUGAACUUGAAGAGGAAACAACUACAGAAGGAACAAAUGAAGAAACAGAAGAAGAAUAUACUAGUACAAAAACAAAAAGUAAUGAAAAACAAAAAAUUCGAACUGGAGCAAGGGAAAGACAAGGGCCACGUUCUAAAGAAAUUGAAUUAUUACCUGGUGGUAUAGCAAGGAAAUUUAUUACACUCUCAAUUUGGUCAACACGUGGGAGAACUGAUGGGGAUAGAAAGUCUUUCGGCCGAAAAAAUAAAGGAAUGACAAAAAUAGAAGAGAAAAUAAGCAAUGAAUGUGUUGAUUUAAAUGCUCAUUGUGAAAUGUGGGAAAAAUUAGGGCAUUGUAUGCACUCAACAAAAUAUAUGAAUCAUUAUUGCCGAAAAUCUUGUGGUUUUUGUGACAGAGAAGAACGUUCAGAAAUUGAUUCUCCAAAACCUAAAUGUACCGACAAAAAUCAUUUUUGUAGUUAUUGGGCGAGAAAUGGAGAAUGUGAUGAUGGAUCUAAAUUUAUGAAAUUAUUUUGUGAAAGAUCUUGUGGAUUUUGUUAA
Messenger RNA from Meloidogyne enterolobii, 752 nucleotides. The record is from the annotation of a GenBank genome assembly. NCBI's taxonomy places the organism in Eukaryota, Metazoa, Nematoda, Chromadorea, Rhabditida, Meloidogynidae.